Messenger RNA from Fukomys damarensis (Damara mole-rat), 1146 nucleotides. Its product is annotated as all-trans-retinol dehydrogenase [NAD(+)] ADH4. Gene Ontology annotation, molecular function: S-(hydroxymethyl)glutathione dehydrogenase [NAD(P)+] activity; zinc ion binding. NCBI's taxonomy places the organism in Eukaryota, Metazoa, Chordata, Mammalia, Rodentia, Bathyergidae. Gene Ontology annotation, cellular component: cytosol. The record is from RefSeq and is a predicted model, not a curated record. Gene Ontology annotation, biological process: formaldehyde catabolic process.
AUGAGUACCAAGGGAAAAGUUAUUAAAUGCAAAGCAGCCAUUGCCUGGGAAGCAGACAAGCCCCUCUGCAUCGAAGAGGUUGAGGUAGCUCCCCCAAACCCUCAUGAAGUCUGAAUUCAGAUAAUCGCCACUUCCAUAUGGCAUACUGAUGUUAAGACUGUUGAUCCAAACUUUAAAGAGGUUCUUUUCCCUGUUAUCCUUGGCCAUAAGAGUGCAGGAAUUGUGGAAAGCAUUGGGCCAGGAGUGACCAACUUCAAACCAGGUGACAAAGUAACUCCAUUCUUUAUACCUUAAUGUAAAAAAUGCAAGUUCUGUCUAAGUCCACUCACAAAUUUUUGUAGAAAAAAAUCAGUAUUUUAUUCAUCCCCCCUUAGGAAAUUUGAUAUUCCUACUAUUAAUCAAGAACUAAUGUAAGACAAAACUAGCAGGUUUACUGCAAAGGAAAACCUAUUUUCCAUUUCAUGGGAGAGUUCAUUCUCACAAUACACUGUGGUAUCAGACGUUAAUCUUGCCAAAAUACAUAAUGAAGCAAAUUUAGAGAGAGUUUGUCUGAUUGGAUGUGGAUUUUCAUCUGGCUAUGGGGCUGCAAUCAAUACUACCAAGGUCACCCCUGGUUCUACUUGUGCUGUCUUUCGCCUAGGAGGUGUUGGUCUUUCUACCAUAAUUGGUUAUAAAAUAGCAGGAGCUUCCAGAAUCAUUGCUAUUGACAUCAAUAGUGAGAAGUUUACAAAAGCCAAAGUCCUAGUAGCCACUGAUUGUUUCAAUCCUAGAGACCUAGAUACACCCAUCCAGGAGAUCAUCAAUGAAUUAACCAAUGGAGGUGUAGAUUUUGCCUUUGACUGUGCAGGAGGAUCUGAAACUAUGAGAACAGCCCUAGACUGCACAGUAGUAGGUUGGGGUGUGGUUGGAGCAAUUGCUGAUGACAAAGGAUUUAAUGUUUCUCCAGUGGAACUAAUAAUGGGUCAUACUAUAAAUGGGACAUUCUUUGGUGGUUGAAAAAGUGUAGAUUCAGUCCCUCAGCUGGUUACUGACUACAAGAAUAAGAAAUUUGAUCUAGAUAUUUUGGUGACACAUACCCUGCCUUUUGACAGAAUUAAUGAGGCAUUUGAACUAAUGCACCAAGGAAAAAGUAUCUCAACAAUCCUG